AUGGGCUGCGUCAAUUCCAAGCCAGACCAGGAUGUUGUGAAUGGGAACGCCCAUGCAGACGCCAACGGCGAGAACAAUGCCGCAGCGAACGGCAAGCCGGCGCCGGCCACUACAAACCCCAACAGCUUCGAGGAGCAGUACACGCUGGGCAAGGUCAUCGGCUCUGGCACGUUCUCAGUCGUGCGCAUCGCCGUUCACAAGCCGACGGGCCAGCGCUACGCCAUCAAAUGUAUUAAACGCGACGGUUUGGUCGCAGAGGAUAUUGAGGCCCUGACUACGGAAGUUGCCAUUCUGAAACAGAUGAAUCACCCGAACAUCAUGAUCCUGCAUGAUUUCUUCGUCGAGGAAAAAUUCUACUAUCUCGUAACGGAGUUCAUGGAGGGUGGUGAGCUCUUUGAUCGUAUCGUUGAGAAGUCGUAUUACAACGAGAGAGAAGCUCGCGAUCUGGUUAAACUGCUUCUUGAAGCCAUUAAAUACUGCCACGACGCCAACAUCGUGCACCGCGACUUGAAGCCGGAGAACCUCCUGCUCACCAGCAAGGACGACGAUGCCUCCAUCAAGCUGGCAGACUUUGGCUUCGCAAAGAGGAUCGAAUUCGACAGCGAGGGCCUAGUGACGGCCUGCGGUACGCCCGGAUAUGUUGCGCCGGAGAUUCUCGAGGGCAAACCGUAUGGCAAGACGGUGGAUAUCUGGAGCAUUGGUGUCAUCACUUACAUAUUGCUGUGCGGUUACCCACCGUUCCAUGACGACAACCACAACGCGCUCUUCAAGAAAAUUAAGAAGGGCAAAUUCCAGUUCGAUUCGCCGUACUGGGACCACGUCUCAGACGACGCCAAGGACCUCAUUUCGCAGAUGCUCGUCGUGGACCCGGAGAAACGUGCGACGGUGGAUCAACUAUUGGCACACCGCUGGGUCACGGGCACGGAGGUGGCCACUGUUCAGCUCACCAGCGCUCUGGAGGAGCUGCGUCGCUUCAACGCACGCCGCAAGUUCAAGGCUGCCGUCAGCACAGUGUCCACGACCGUCGGCUUUAGCAAGAAGUACAGCAAGUCGUACAGCCAGCCGCAGUCGCCUCGGGACGAGACUACGGAAGUCGAGCUGCCCGAGGUCUCACCCGAGACGGUGAACGUGAGCCUGGACGACAACAAGACCGAUUAA
This is a messenger RNA of Phytophthora nicotianae INRA-310, 1158 nucleotides long. Its product is annotated as CAMK/CAMK1 protein kinase. Gene Ontology annotation, cellular component: phosphorylase kinase complex. Gene Ontology annotation, biological process: glycogen biosynthetic process; protein phosphorylation. The transcript is spliced from 5 exons. The record is from RefSeq and is a predicted model, not a curated record. The coding region runs from base 1 to 1158 and encodes 385 amino acids. Lineage: Eukaryota; Oomycota; Peronosporomycetes; Peronosporales; Peronosporaceae. Gene Ontology annotation, molecular function: ATP binding; phosphorylase kinase activity; calmodulin binding.